This is a messenger RNA of Phialemonium atrogriseum, 2808 nucleotides long. RefSeq names its product copper amine oxidase. NCBI's taxonomy places the organism in Eukaryota, Fungi, Ascomycota, Sordariomycetes, Cephalothecales, Cephalothecaceae. Gene Ontology annotation, biological process: amine metabolic process. The coding region runs from base 1 to 2808 and encodes 935 amino acids. Gene Ontology annotation, molecular function: copper ion binding; quinone binding; primary methylamine oxidase activity. The transcript has 10 exons. The record is from RefSeq and is a predicted model, not a curated record.
AUGGGCAUCAUCAGGAAAACUCUCUACACAGGCGUCCUCACCGGCGCCAGCCUGGUGGGGUACCUUGGACUGUCAACGACGCUUACCUGCCCCCUCCCUCGCGAUGACCCCCUCUGGAGCUCGAAAGCCUUCGCCAAGCACAACAAAUACCGCAACCCGUCAACACAGGAUAUAGUCACAAAGACAAUCCCCCUCGACAAGAUCAAUCCCGAGUUGCUGCAGCACGAGGGCGACCUGGCGGUCGAGUUCUGCCGAGGGGUCUGGUCCAGCCUGGGCUACCGUGUCCAACGAGCCUAUCUCGCCCGCAAGUACCAGGGCCCGGCGACGUCGGACCAGCUGUGGACGGUCGACCAGCUGUCGAGCUCGACCUACGAGCCCGGGACCAAGAUCACGGACCACUUCGAGGUCGUCGAGAAGACGCCGACCGAGAUCACCGUGCGAUGCGGCGACUCGCCCCGUAACCCGGGCCCGAGGGAUUCCGACGGGCUUUUCAUCAUCAGCGCCGAGAUAGACCGGGAGCGCGGGGAGGCCGUGCUGGGGCUCAAGAGCUGCUUCUACACUAGCGCCCGCAAGGUCGAGGGCAUCGCUAGCCCGAUGCCGGCGUGGAUGGAGGCGCUUCACGCGUGGUAUUCGCGGCUUUGGCUGGCGACGGAUGCAGCCCAGAGGCGAUUCCAAUCGGCAACUUCUCCAUGUGGACACUUCCGACUUGUCCAACCCCGACCUGAGAUUUGUCAGGUAAUGUUAGUCCAGGCCAUGACUAUCCAACCGAGAGUACAAUCUGUGGGAGGCGACGUGAAUGCCGGUGUCAACAGCAUCAACAGCGCCAAGGGGACGAAAGGGCCGGCGACUUACCCCUCACAUCCCCUGGGGCCGUUGAGUGGCGUAGAGAUCACACAGUCGUCCCGCCUGGUAACCGAGUCUUGGCCCGAGGGCACCUUGUUCCAGUUCAAGUCUGUGAAGCUGCGCGAGCCAGCGAAGAAGGAACUGGUCCCAUACCUGACGGCGGAGAGGGCGGGCGGGAGCCUUCCUUCAAUUGACAGGAGGGCCGAUGUGCUUUACUACAUCAGAAACACUGAUAAACUCCACGAGGCCAUCGUCAACUUGACUCAGGGUAAGGUCGAGAGCAAUAUCCUCUUGGGCCCUCACCAGCAUGCCAAUGGCGAUGGGGAAGAGAUUAUUGCCAUCGAGAAGGCCCUGUUGGCCGAUCCUGGUGUUCUGGCCGAGAUAGCCAAGCUGGAGCUCCCGGAGGGGGCGGUCGUGGUAGCCGAUCCCUGGAUCUACGGCUCGGACGGCUGCUUUCUCUACAUGCGGGAUCCGAAUAACCCAACCGAGCCGGACAAUACCAUCACGAUGGAGAUCAUCCGCAUCGACAUUCUCCCCACGGGGCUUGACGAGAAGGUCAAGCCCCUCGGCCCGUGGCAGCCGGUUGGGCCGAACGAAUACAUCCCCGAGGCGAACACGCUCCGCACGGACCUGAAGCCGUUGCACGUCGUCCAGCCGGAAGGGGCGUCGUUCACGAAGUGGGAUUUCAAGGUGGGCUUCAACCAGCGCGAGGGCAUGGUGCUCUACGACGUGCACUACGACAACAAGCCGCUCUUCUACCGGCUCAGCCUGUCGGACAUGGCGAUCCCAUAUGCCGACCCGCGGCACCCGUUCCACCGCAAGCAGGCGUUCGAUCUCGGCGACGCGGGCGCAGGGAUCAUGGCCAACAACCUCGAGCUGGGGUGCGACUGCCUGGGCAGCAUCUACUAUAUCGACGGGGUGGUGUCGGACAGCUCGGGCGGGCCGCUGGCAAUGCCCAACGUGAUCUGCGUGCACGAGCAGGACGCGGGCAUCGCGUGGAAGCACACCAACUACCGGACGGGGCGGGCGUGCGUGGCGCGCAGCCGCGAGCUGGUGCUGCAGACGAUCCUGACCGUGUCCAACUACGAGUACGUGCUGCAGUUUGUUUUCAACACUGCCGCCGACCUGGCCUACGAGGUGCGCGCCACGGGCAUCCUCUCGACCCAGCCGGUGGACCUGGCCCUGACGCGCACGCCGCACCCGUACGGCACCGUUGUGCACCCGGGCGUGCUGGCUGGAUACCACCAGCACUUCUUCUCGCUGCGCGUCGACCCCAUGAUCGCCGGCCACGGCAACGCUGUCGUGUACGACGACGCCGUGCCGCUGCCGCGCGACCCGGUGCUGAACCCGCACGGCGUCGGCUACGGCGUGGCGCGCACGACCAUCGAGACCUCGGGCGGAUACGACCGGGACGCGUCGCGGGGGCGCACCUUCAAGAUCGUCAACCCGGCCGUGGCCAACGCGGUCAACGGCGCGGCAGUGGGCUACUCGGUGGUGGCGCCGGCGAUGCAGCCGAUGCUGGCGGACGCCGAGAGCUUCCACAGCCGGCGGGCCGAGUUCGCCGACCGCGCUGUGUACGUGACGCGGCACGCCGACGGCGAGCUGUUCGCGGGGGGCACAUACACGAACCAGAGCCGCGGCGGCGACGGCGUGCGCGGCUGGGCCGGCAGGCGCGACAGCCUCGCCGCCGGGGACCCGGUCGUGUGGGUCCAGUUCGCCAUCGGGCAUGUGCCCCGCGUCGAGGACUUCCCCGUCAUGCCGUGCGAGACGGUCCGCGUCGCGUUCCGGCCGGCGAACUUCUUCGAUAGGAACCCGGCCAUUGAUGUGCCGCCUAGCACACAGGCCGUCAACUGCAGCGUUGCGCUGAACGGGGCGAUGGAGGGGAUGAGCCUAGGUGGGAAGGGGGGAAAGGAGGAGGGGGAGAGGGGGUUGCCGGGGGUUUGCACGGGGCAUGCGCUGGAGUGA